AUGUCGAUACACAAGUCUACAUCAUUCUUAAACAAUGAUGGGAUUGAUGAAUUGAAACCAACAAGAGCUAAAAGAGUCUCAUCCCUUUCUCUAAGUGAUCAAUGGGGUGGGUCAAUGACAAAAUUGACUGAUUUAAAUUCAAGUACAAAUUUAAAGAAAUCAGGUUCUAAAUCAUCUUUUUCAAGUUCAAGACGUGGUUCAUCAGUUAUUCGUACCAAGAGAGAAGUUAUUGAUCAUCAACGUGUUGCUUCUUAUGCUUUUGCUUUUGAUAUUGAUGGUGUUAUUGUUCGUGGUCCUGAAACUAUUCCAGAAGCUGUUGAAGCUUUAAAAUUAUUAAAUGGUGAAAAUAAAUAUAAUAUUAAAGUUCCAUAUAUCUUUAUUACAAAUGGUGGUGGUCGUUCUGAAGCUGCUAGAUGUAAAGAAUUAUCAACAAGAUUAGGUAUUGAAGUUACUCAAGAUCAAGUUAUUCAAGGUCAUACUCCAAUGAGAGAUUUAGUUAAUGUUUAUAAAAAUGUCUUGGUUGUUGGUGGUGUUGGUGAUACUUGUCGUAAAGUUGCUGAAGAAUAUGGUUUUAAAAAUGUUUAUAUUCCAUUAGAUAUUAUGAAAUGGAAUCCAUCAGUUUCUCCAUAUUAUAAUUUAACUGAAGAAGAUUUAAAAGUUACCAAAGAUGCUGAUUUCUCCAAGAUUCCAAUUGAUGGUAUUUUGGUUUUUGCAGAUUCAAGAAAUUGGGCUGCUGAUCAACAAAUUAUUUUGGAAUUAUUAUUAUCUAAAAAGGGUGUAAUGGGUACAAUUUCAGAAACUUUUGAUCAAGGUCCACCAAUAUAUUUUGCUCAUUCAGAUUUUGUUUGGGCUACAGAUUAUAAAUUAACAAGAUAUGGUAUGGGUGCUUUACAAGUUUCUAUUGCUGCAUUAUAUCAAGAACAUACUGGUAAAGAAUUAAAAGUUACAAGAUUUGGUAAACCUCAACGUGGUACUUUCCGUUAUGCAAAUAAAGUUUUAGGUAAAUGGAGAAAAGAUGUCUUGGAUGAUUAUUUAGAAAAGAAUGAUUUAAAUGAUGAUGAUUUAGAAGAUGAUGAUGUUGCAGAACAAGUUGAUGAAGGUUUAAGAAAGCAAAAUGGUGAUUUUGUUGAUUCAGAUUCUGAAGAUGAAGAAGAUGAUGAUGAACCAUUAACUGUUCAAAAAUUGGGUCAAGUUUCAUUAGAUUUACCACCUGCAUCAACUGUUUAUUUUGUUGGUGAUACUCCAGAAUCAGAUAUUAGAUUUGCAAAUUCUCAUGAUACAUCAUGGCAUUCAAUUUUAGUUAAGACUGGUGUUUAUAAAGAUGGUUCAGUUCCAAAAUAUCAACCAAAACAUACAUGUGAAAAUGUCUUGGAAGCUGUUAAAUAUGCUAUUGAACGUGAACAUCAAUUGGAAUUGAAAGAAUGGAAUGAAUCUGCAGUUGAUGUACCAGUUGUUAAGACUGAAAAAGAAGUUGUUGGUGAUGAUGAAGAAGCUGUUAGUGAAGGUGUUGAUAGAUUAAAAUUAUCAAAUCGUGAUGAUGGUAAACCAAAAGCUACAUUUGGUUUAUAA
Hansenula ciferrii is the source of this 1569-nucleotide messenger RNA. RefSeq names its product Cat eye syndrome critical region protein 5. Bases 1 to 1569 code for a protein of 522 amino acids. The record is from RefSeq and is a predicted model, not a curated record. The transcript has a single exon. Lineage: Eukaryota; Fungi; Ascomycota; Saccharomycetes; Phaffomycetales; Wickerhamomycetaceae. Gene Ontology annotation, biological process: glycerophospholipid biosynthetic process. Gene Ontology annotation, cellular component: mitochondrion.